AUGGCUGCGGCAGGGUACGCGUCCGCCGAAGGCUCUCCACAAGGAGAGGGAUCGGGACAGGACUUUCAAGGACGUACCGAGAUGUUCCGGAACCCCAAGAUUGGCUGCCGCGUCAGGGCGGACCUUCGCACGGGACUUCCAGACUUCACUGACUACCUGAUGAGCCGAUCCUGGGCAGAUCGCCGUGCGCUCCGAACAGUUGGAGGUGAUGCUCGCUUCAAAAUCGGUGCCUUCUUAGACCUCAGAUUGGAGUCCUUGCAGAGCACAAGCCUUCCACCAAUCGAAUGGCAGCCUUCCAAGUUCUUCGCCUUUCUGAUGGCGAACAGCAAGUGGCGUUUCCAGUUGUGGAUCAACGCCUCCGCCUGUGCAUACGACAGGUUCCUCGACUAUGACUUCGACGUCUGCAUCUCCGCGAUACAGGGUCCAGAAUGCCAGCGACGGUGGCAGAGGCCCUAUGGUACGGUGAUCAAGUAUGGCUCGUGUACCUUUUAUGCUUGCGUCGACUAUACCACCUACCUGCAGCACGGGCAUGAGUUAUACCUUACCUCCACUGCCGUGUCGUACGAGGACAUUGCUCCUAUGUAUUUGACAUUCCACUAUCGGCCACCUCACGAGGGACCCGGAGGUCUUCGCCACGAGCAGAAGCAGACAGAUGCUGGGCUUCUGGGCGACGAUUACAACUGGGCUACGUGGUUGCAACAUCCCACGUCGGGCUACCCUGUGCGUUUCUUCUUGAAAGCCUUUGAGCUCGGCAAUGCCCUGGGUAAUCUCUACAACGAGAUGACACUCAAGCCCCGACGUUACACGCGAGGCUACGUUUUGCAAAGCUUCUUCAUGAUCUUCAAGAUGCCGAGACCCGGGAGUUUCGGCCACUGGUCCGAGAGAUUGGCUUUCAUCCGCCGCAUCCGCAAGAAGUACAUGGUGAAAACAGAGGAGGGCUGCAACCUCUACGAUUCGUCGUUAAAGGAGCCCUUCCAUGCGCCAUUUAUGCUUGCGGUCCUCAACUCUGCGCUUCAGAACACCAACGACAAGACCUUUAAGAGCAACUUCGCCAAGAAGGCUUUGAAGGAGUUGGAAGCGUGUGAGUCGAUGAAGUCUCGUCAGGAAAAACUCUUCGGGGAGCUCUACACGCGGCCAUACGAAGACAUUGUGGUCGAGGAGUUUCUCGAGAACCUGCCAAGACCUGUCAUCGAGGAGAUUCCCGACGCUGCGGUUCCAAUGGAUACUUGA
Molecule: messenger RNA, 1230 nt
Organism: Symbiodinium sp. CCMP2456
Lineage: Eukaryota; Dinophyceae; Suessiales; Symbiodiniaceae
Source: the annotation of a GenBank genome assembly